Messenger RNA from Laccaria bicolor S238N-H82, 333 nucleotides. RefSeq lists its product as uncharacterized. The record is from RefSeq and is a predicted model, not a curated record. The transcript has 4 exons. Lineage: Eukaryota; Fungi; Basidiomycota; Agaricomycetes; Agaricales; Hydnangiaceae. The coding region runs from base 1 to 333 and encodes 110 amino acids.
AUGUGCCACUUUGAAAGGGGUCGACCCACUGUCCUCCACAUCAUCACUUGGAAGGCCACGACCCAUGCAUGCCUCGAGUCGAGACGAAUGCUCGUGCUUCCAGCCGAGGCGAAAACCAAGCGAAAACUCACCCUUCGAGUCAGUAGGGGCCGCUUCCAGAACAUACCUGCAGAAACUCUAAAGGAAGGCGCGAGCCGAGAAGGAAAUUCGCACCAGAAUUUGGAGGGCCCUGAUUCAAGUAAAGGCCUGGUAGUCGCCGCCAGGACGCCCCUUCCUGUCAAACCAAGGCACCAAGUCGACGAUACUUAUCUUGAACAUGUCGUCAACAACUGA